CAGCGUGUUCCUAAGGCGACCCGGGAAGGGCUGCGAGCUUGACAGAUGUGCAUGAGGAGGGGCCUGGUCGGCCUCACCUUUUGUACCUGCUACCUGGCUUUUUACCUCACGAACAAGUAUGUCCUGUCUGUCUUGAAAUUUACCUACCCUACAUUGUUCCAAGGGUGGCAGACGUUAAUUGGUGGACUUUUGCUUCAUGUGUCCUGGAAGCUGGGCUGGGUGGAGAUCAACAGCAAUUCAAGAUCUAAUGUUUUGACGUGGCUUCCUGCUUCGCUGCUGUUUGUGGCCAUUAUCUAUGCUGGUUCCAGAGCAUUGUCCAGACUGGCCAUUCCUGUGUUCCUCACUUUGCAUAAUGCAGCCGAAGUUAUUAUCUGUGGGCACCAGAAUUGUUUUCGGAAAGAGAAAACAUCUCCUGCAAGGAUCUGUAGUGCCCUCUUCCUCCUGGCCGCUGCCGGAUGCCUUCCUUUUAACGACGCCCAGUUUGAUCCAGAUGGAUAUUUCUGGGCUGUAAUUCACUUAUUCUGCAUGGGGGCUUAUAAGAUACUACAAAAGUCUCAGAAACCCAAUGCAUUAAGUGACAUUGACCAGCAGUACUUAAACUACAUAUUCAGUGCGGUGCUUCUGGCGUUGGCAUCUCAUCCCACAGGUGAUCUCCUCGGCAUCCUGGACUUUCCGUUCCUGUACUUCUACAGAUUCCACGGCAGCUGCUGUGCCAGUGGGGUUUUAGGAUUCUUUCUCAUGUUCAGCACAGCGAAGCUAAAAAGGCUCAUGGCCCCGGGGCAGUGCGCAGCCUGGAUUUUCUUUGCUAAGGUGAUCACAGCUGGUGUAUCCAUACUGCUGUUUGAUAUGGUCCUGACCAGCGCGACGGUGGGAUGCCUCCUGCUCGGUGGACUUGGAGAGGCCUUGCUGGUGUUCUCAGAGCGGAAGGGUGCCUGAAGAUGCCCGCAGGAAAAGGAGAGCCACUGGCUGCCCACUGGAGAGGACAGCCGCAGGCUGCAGAGGUCCGUGCUGAAUGUGUUAGAAAGAAGAAAGCCAGGAUGGGGAGACCACUGCUUCUCACUGCGUCAGGAACAUUCUCAGAGCCUUGGGCCUCCGCAGAGAAUGAUGUUGUGUCUUCCCUCUUUGAGAGGUUUGCUAGAGCCAUGCUGUUCCGGGUCACGCAGAAACAGAUGCAGGACUUCCCCUGGGAGGGGGCCGGCUCCACUCACCUCGGCUGGUGCACAGGCCUCCUCAUUAAACAGCCAUCACCAAACACUGCUUUCGCUCCGUGGUGGCAGCCCACGGUAUGUGGUCGAGUUUUUUGUUUUGUUUUAUGUUUUUACAUCUUGGGAGCCUCCUGGGGAUGUCCUUUCCUUGCUCUCACGCUGGCUUGUCUAGAGCCCUCGCUCACCACUCACGCGAAUUCCUCAGGAGGUCUCCCACUCGGUGGGGUAUGGAGCCAGCAAGGACGGCGUUACUCUAGAGUGAGUGCUGAGGUCCUCUUGUGGUCCUGUGUUCUGUUGCGUUGUGCUGUAUUAAAUUCUGCACACUUCUUUUUUUUGCCUGCCAUUCAAUUAACUUGAUACUAAAUGAUCACCAGAGGGAAUAGGGUUCAUAAGCACUGAUGAUGCCCUCCUUGAGCAGGUGAAAAAAGAAACAGCCCUUUAACAUAUGGGUAUGUGCACAUUUAUAUUUAUAUUCCUUAAAGCUUUUAACUCAUCUAGUGAUUACCAAUAUCUUAGAGUAAGUUGCAAAUCACUGAACACUGAAGUGUAUUUUUCAGGCCUGAUUAAAAAUUGGAUUAAAACUCGAAACCUUGCCUCUAUGAGAAUCGAAAGAAAUGAGUUUGCAUGAAAUGGUUAUUUGAUUGUGAACCCACAGUAGAGGUUUAAGAAAAUAACAUCUAACUCCAAAUACUUCUCUUCAGAGUAGGUUUUUUGAAUACCUUACCACUCUGCCAGGUGUCACUUUCGGUCAUUUUGAGAUGGAGGCGAUAAUGAAUUUCGUGAGUCUUCUCCAGGCAGGGGCCAGGCCCUGGAGUGUUGGACGCCCCCAGGCUCGUCGUGGAUGGAGAGGCCCCCCCAGCACCUAGGAAGUGAGCCUGGUCCAUCCUCUGUCCUGUGAAGAGCAGGGUCAGCUCAGUCAGCAGCCGUUCUUUCCACCUGUUUCCUCCAAUGUGUAGAGAAAAUGAAUAUCUGGAAUUUGCAUACGUCAAAUGCAUUUCCUUGUCCUUUCCUGGUCUCUGCUUGCCAUUUAGGUAAAGAUCUUCAGAGCGAUCUUUGCACUGAGAGAGUUUCCUUUCGCGCUGCGCCUGGGUUGUCAGACUUCCUAUAGAUUGAGGAUCAAAUAGAAAGUUUGGGUUUGGAAGUUUCCUUGUCCUUUUGCUCCCACAAGACCCCCUCUGUAUAACCGAGGCCAGCUGUUUUCCACGUGUGGCACGUGGCACCUGUCCGAAUGUCAUCUCAUACCAGUCUCUCCGAGUGGCCUUCAUGCGACUGGAGACUCCUAAGUCUGGAAGGAACCAUGUGCGUUCACAAGCUCAGCCCCCUGCUUCCAGCAGGACUGACCUCCAACACUUUGAAAAGUUGUGGGCAUUUCUUUUAAAGACUCUCUAGCCAGGGUUUUUUGUUGCUGUUGUUGUUAUUGUUGUUGCUCUUGGUUUUGUUUGCCUGAUGUUUUAAAAAUCAUAUUCCAGAGCCCCAUUGUUUUUACUUUGACAUCAGCAAGAAGCAGAGUAUAAAUAAGGUGUUUCUUCCAUAUUUCAUCCUGUUUCCUUCAACUUCUACCUCUUGGGUUUUUUCUUCAACUUUCAACGGCCAUCUCUUAUGCCCAAGCUCACAUGCUCAGCUCUGAAUGGGCGGUGAGCCUAGAGGUCUGUAAAACCGGGGCCUGGCCCUGGGCAUUGGAGCCACAUUACUGUCACCUCCUGCAGCUCUCGGGGCCUCAGGGCCCCUGGAUGGGCAAUCUCCAGGUUACCCCAGCACUCCUGGUUACCUGAAAUGAUCCCCUUGGUCAUGUCCUCUCUGGAUCCUGAUUACCCGAGGCCUUGUUGCCUGCAAAUCAAAGCCAGGGUGUUUUGUUUUUUCAUUUGUAGAAAUAAAGAGUGUGCUUUCUGCCGAGAGAGGCAAGGUUCUGUAUGAUUGUGUAUUGUUAUUAAUCUGCUAUGGCUACAAGAAAAAUAAACCAUUUAUUUUUUUACUUAUUGGUAAUUUGCCUCUCUCUUCUCUUUAACCCCGGCAAGAGGGUAUUGUGGAAAAGGUUGUCAUCCUUGGGGAGGGAGUUCUUUCAUCUUAAACAUGGGCCUAGACUUCUACCAACAUCCAGGCCGCUCAUCUGUCAGUGUGAGGGGGGGCACCCAACUCCUCGCUCUAGACUGCUCUGCACAGCCAGGGCACGUGUGGCCUCUGAGCACUGAAGUGGGGGCGGGUGCAAAUCCAGGUGUGUUGUAAGUACACACCAAUUUUGAAGAUUUAGUUUGGAAAAGAAUGUAAAAUUUAC
Molecule: messenger RNA, 3477 nt
Organism: Artibeus jamaicensis (Jamaican fruit-eating bat)
Lineage: Eukaryota; Metazoa; Chordata; Mammalia; Chiroptera; Phyllostomidae
Gene: SLC35D4
Product: transmembrane protein 241
Exons: 15
Coding region: 46-936 (296 amino acids)
Cellular component (GO): Golgi apparatus
Molecular function (GO): antiporter activity
Source: RefSeq, a predicted model, not a curated record